Molecule: messenger RNA, 4085 nt
Organism: Lynx canadensis (Canada lynx)
Lineage: Eukaryota; Metazoa; Chordata; Mammalia; Carnivora; Felidae
Gene: FAM78A
Product: family with sequence similarity 78 member A
Source: RefSeq, a predicted model, not a curated record
GGUGCCCGGCGCUCGCCUCCUGGAAGCCGCGGGUCGGCGCUCGCCCCCGAGGGCGCCGGGGCCUCCGCACUCGAACAGAAACUGCUCUUCCAUUGAUUGGGCCCCGUUGGGCGAGCGGCCGGUGCGUGUGCCCCGAGCGAGCGCGUGCGGAAGGCAGAGGGCAGGAAGUAGGACUUCUGCAGCGACGGUGGCGGCGCGGCGCAGGGGACGGAGCCUUCCUAUUUAUGUGUCUGCCGGCGUUCGCCUUCGCCGCCCGAAGACUUCAGGGAGCGUCUCCGAGCUGCGUUCCCCGCGUGUGAGGCACGGAAGGGCUGGCUGUCUGAGCACCAUGAUCACCCAUUAACCUCCAAACUUUCCUUUUUCUUAACCCAAAGAAUAUCGGUGAUUUUUGUCCACUGCUAGCAGAAGAGGAGAGGACCCAGGGCUCUUGAAAUGCAGCAAAAUCCUUAUUUCUAAGCAGGCCCGAGAUAGUGAUAUGCAGACCCCCUCUACUCAGUGAAGUUUUCUAUCCUAUGGAUAUCGGUCUUGAGAUUUGAGAUCGGAGAGCAGUCCUGUCUGCACUGGGUCCCGCAACCUCCGUCCUUUCAAUGCCCAGUUUUCUCUGGGACUGCUGGCCUUCCCUGGAGAUCAGAGCGCUGCUUUGUGCCAUGGGCUGUAUUCAGAGCAUCGGGGGCAAAGCCAGAGUCUUCCGGGAAGGCAUCACCGUGAUUGACGUGAAAGCCUCUAUUGACCCCAUCCCCACCAGCAUCGAUGAGUCCUCCAGCGUGGUGCUCCGCUACAGGACACCCCACUUCCGGGCCUGCCAGGUGGUCAUGCCACCCAUCCCCAAGAAAGAGACCUGGGUCGUUGGCUGGAUUCAGGCGUGCAGCCACAUGGAGUUCUACAACCAGUAUGGGGAACAGGGCAUGUCCAGCUGGGAGCUCCCGGACCUCCAGGAGGGCAAGAUCGAGGCCAUCAGUGACUCAGAUGGGGUGAACUACCCCUGGUACGGCAACACCACGGAGACGUGCACCAUCGUGGGCCCCACCAAGAGAGACUCCAAGUUCAUCAUCAGCAUGAACGACAACUUCUACCCCAGCGUCACAUGGGCCGUGCCCGUCAGUGAGAGCAACGUGGCCAAGCUGACCAACAUCUACCGGGACCAGAGCUUCACCACGUGGCUGGUGGCCACCAAUACCUCGACCAAUGACAUGAUCAUUUUGCAGACGCUGCACUGGCGUAUGCAGCUCAGCAUCGAGGUGAACCCCAACCGGCCCCUCGGCCAGCGCGAGCUGCGGGAGCCCAUCGCCCAGGACCAGCCCAAUCUGAGCAAGAACGAGCCGAUACCGCCCAGCGCCCUGGUCAAGCCCAAUGCCAACGACGCUCAGGUCCUCAUGUGGCGGCCCAAGUACGGGCAGCCGCUCGUGGUGAUCCCGCCCAAGCACGGUAACGGCCAGGGCGCCCUGCUAGGCUAGACUCGAAUUAUAACGCUGCUCCUACCCACACCCGCACGGACUCUUCGGUCAUUCAGCAAAAUACAACCACUCUACCUUCUCGAGCGGGCGGAUCUCACUGUGCAAAGGCCCCGGGAUGGCCUCCCCCAGCCCUCUUGGCACUGCUUCCUUUCGGGGAGGGGGAGGCCCGGCCGGGACACCUGACCCACGUGCCCCUUCACCUCGGGUCUCCUCUCUUGGCAGUUCAUUCACUUGCAAGCCUCCCCGAAUCAACUGCUUUUUCAGUUUUUCUUCUUCUUCUUCUUCGUUUUUGUUUUUUGUUUUUUUGUUUGUUUUUUAAACACCUCUUUACGAGGUUCAGGGGCGGGAGGAGGCGGAGCCGGUCAUGACCCUGACCGGCACUGCUGCUGAUCUGUGAGUGGCGGCUCCCCCCACCCCCGUGGCAGCUCCCUCGUCCCCCAUCACGCGGCCUUACGUAGACUCGCUUUGCCAAACUUCUUCUGCCUUAAGCUGAAUUUAAAGGAAAAAGCCCCAAACCGACAAAGAAAUAGGAUCUCUUUUCUACCGGACUGUUCACCUUCCGCUAGAGGUGAGGGAAGGGGCAGGGCCAGGGCAGAGAGAGAGGGUGCCUGGCCCCUCCUCCCGGGUGGCUGGGGGGGGGGGGGGGGGCAGGGGGACAGAUUUAGACCUAAAACCAGCUGCUCAUUCUUUCGUUUCAGCAGAAACGAAACCAGACAGACCACCUAAAGACCACCCCACCCCUUCUCUCGGGCUCAGGUGGAAACCCCCGUGCCCCACCCCCCCACCCCAUACCUGUGCAGAAGGGAUCUGGGCUUCCCUCCUCUCUCUUCUUGGCAGCCUUAACUUGCCUGGGGUGGAUCUGGGAGGAGAGAAGGAGGGUUGAGCCCAGGGGAUUUUCGCCAUUCCUGUCCUCAGCACCCAGCCACAGAUGGGUCCGCCUUUCCCUUUUCCGUCCACACUGGCCCCAAACGCCUGGAGGGCCGGCCACCUUGAGCCAGAUUUAGUUCUAACAUAAGAAAGGCGGGUGACUUCCCUCCUGGCUCCUUCUCAGGGGAUGCCCCUCCCGGGGGCUCUGGGGGCAGCUGCAAACAGGCUCUGGGCGCCAGUGUCGGAGGGUUGGGGAGACGCUGUCCGGCGGGGGGCGGGGGGGGGGGGGUGGUCCUGGAUCUGGGGAGGCCGGGAAGGCUGUCGGCAGACACCCCUCUGCUGCUGAUUCUCAAGGAAGCAAAGCGGGGCCUCGGGCUGGUGGGGGUCACGCGGGGCCGUGGUUGACAGGCAUCGGGGCCACUCUGGAGGCUGGUGGGGACAGCGUGGCCAGUCUGGAGGGCCACCUUCCCUCGGGUCCAGGGCCCUCCGGAGCCCUAGGAUGGUCCUGAGCGACGCCGAGCCUUCUGCCUUGAAGGCUGCUUGCGGGACCUACGAGGGACACCCCACGGAAGCCCCCCUUCCUCCAGCUUGCCAAACCCCACAGCCACUUCACCCGGCCCUGGGUUUCCAACUAAUAAUAAUACCCAAGCACAGAAAACCGUCAGCAAAGAAAAAGCGUUCAUUUCUGCAGCCGAUGAGCCACUUGGACGAGCCCCGGUGACAGCGUGGGAGGAUGUGGGUCACCUUGCUCUGCUCCUUUAUCCACGUGGUAGUAUACUUAUCCAAGGGUGCUUCACGCCCAAACUGUCUCUCCAGCCCCGCUCCCGACAUCAGGCCCACAGCUGUCCCGGAACAAUGGGACUGUGGUUGCCUGCGCGAUGCCCGGGAACCCCUGUGUCAGGCCUAGGACCUUCCCCCUGUGCCCCUUGGUGUGUAGAGACCCAGUCGCCCCGGGGAGGCCUGAGCCUCGAGUGAGAGGGACGAUGGGUCCAGCUCUACCUCUGGGGAAGGGCCAGGCCGGGAGCGGGUGGGCGGGGGGCCAGGGUGACGGCGUCCUGAUGCCGUGGACAGGACCUGGCCUCCUAACAGAGCGGCCCUUCUCUGCACUCAGGUCUCUCUUGCACUAAAAAAGGAAGAAGGGCCUGGGCGAGGGGGUCAGGAAGCUGGAGUUCUGGUUCUGGGCUGGGUCACCACGAGGGGAUCUUACUGUGCUAGGGGGUGGCCCUGAGCUGCUGGGGGCAGCGUCCCGCAAAUAGGCGCUCGCUGAGCGUGAGCGAUCCCUCCUCCCAGGAGCCGGCGCUGUGCCCACCCGAAGGGGGCACGCCUGCUGUGGCUGCCCGCUCCCCCACCCCCCGGCAUGCCUGGGCCCCAGCUCACCUUGCUCCCUGACUCACACCUGCCCCUCCUGUACCCCUUCUCUCCUCUGUCCCUCCCGGCCUUCUGAACACGGGGCUGGAAAGACCCUGGAGAAACGGCAGGUCUGGCCAAGGACACUGGGCUUAGCUUGGGUCUGGUCCCUGGGCCCCUCCCUGUCGGGAGCACAGACCCCAGGCUUCUCACCUGGGUCCCCAAUCCCUCCGGUGUCCCCGUUUCCUGGCGUGGCACACUCCUCCAGCAAUAAGGACCAUCCGUGGUCGUGGAGAGUACUGUGAAAACAAAACAAUGCACUUACCAGGAGGCACAAGACUCUUGAAGACAUGUAACAUUAACCUUUUUGAAAAACAACAAAUAUUCACAAGAGAAAUAAAAUGUAAUUUUAAAGUA